AAAAUCAAAAACCUCUUAAUUGUUGGUGCUUCUUCAUCUUCAACUUUUCUUCUUUCUUCUUCUGCUGCUCUGUUGCUCUCUCAUACUCUGUGUGCUUAUUCUGCUAUUUUGACUUGUUGAUUGGUCGAUCCGCGUCAUUCUAUUACAACAACAACAUACCCAGUAUAUUAACCAAAAAAACUAUGUGCGGUGGAUGAGUUUUCACUUCAUGCAUGACCGAAGCUACUAGUGUCUUCUUACAAUAUGGCUUUCUUCGAAGGUUUAGGAAUCAUGCGGUUCGUUUUGGUGAGCAAUUCUGGAUAAGGAAUUUUCUGUCUACUACGUCUAUGCUGGUGGAUUGUGAUUUAAUUUGAAGAAUAUUAUUAUUUGAGAAAAAUGAAAAUUAAUUUAGCAGAUAGUAGUAUUUGCUAUGAGUUUUAGAAUCUGGAGAAAGUAGUGUUACAUUAUCAGGUUCGUUUGUACUACAACACCACGGAUAAGCUAUAUUUGAUAGUAACUGAUGUUGUGGGGAGAAUCGGAAGAAGAAGAUUUGUUCUGUAUCCCCUUUUUGUCCCUGAGGAUUUGAAGCAACGCUAGCUACUACUUUUGGUCUUUUGAUGGACCCUUAUUCCUCUGGGGAGGAAAUUGUCGUUAAGACAAGGAAACCUUAUACCAUCACUAAGCAACGUGAGCGAUGGACGGAGGAGGAGCACAAUAGGUUCCUAGAAGCUUUGAAACUCUAUGGGCGUGCUUGGCAGCGCAUAGAAGCUCAAUCUACUGAAUAUCUCGUCUUUCAGGAAUUGGAACACAUAGGAACAAAAACUGCUGUGCAGAUCAGAAGUCAUGCGCAAAAGUUUUUUACAAAGUUUCCUAAUCUGGUCCAGUUAGAGAAGGAGGCUCUUACAAAGGGAGUCCCAAUAAGUGAAGCACUCGACAUUGAAAUUCCUCCUCCACGACCUAAAAGGAAACCAAGUAAUCCUUAUCCUCGUAAGACGAGCAUAGCAGUUCCCUCAUCACAGGUAGGAACAAGAGAUGGGAAACUAUCGACAUCUUUUUCUUCCAUCUGUGAGGAUAGGAACUUAUUUGACCUGGAGAAGGAACCGAUCACUGAGAAACCUGGCGGAAACGAGAAGCUGGGCAAUGUGCAAGAAAACCAGAACAAGAAAACUUGCUCUCAAGGGUUCACUCUUUUCAAGGAAGGUGCUUCUGCAGCCUCUAUGUUGUCAGGAAAGUCCUUGCAAACACCUGUGGCACCUACAGAUUCAUGCGCUUUUAGCGAGUCUGCGCCUGUCACGAAAGGAGUGGUAAACCAUGAUAUAGCAAAUAAAUCUUUUCUCACUGUUGAAUCCAAAGAGCAUCAACAGUCGGAUAUACUCGAUGUCAAAGAGUCAUUUCAAGGUAACAGCUCAUGUAAAACCUUCAAUGGGGGGAAAUCUUGCCAGUUGAGUGAGAAGUUGGCACAAUGUGAGGAAAACCAUCCAACGAGUCAGCCAGAUCAUUUUGGGGAAUUCUCAAGAAAUGAUAUGCAAGUGACACAGAACUAUCCAAGACAUGUGCCAGUGCAUAUUCUUGAUGGAACAAAUGGUUCUCAAACAGUCCCAGAUAUUUUUAAUCACGAAUCUACGAGCCAGCAGAUAGGUGGGGUCCCGGGGCUCCCAAAUUUGUAUUGUAACCCUGCUUCCUCUGCCACAUCUGAGCACCAUAGCAAUGCUCCACAGUCAUCCAUUCAUCAGUCAUUUUCUUGUUUCCAUCCCAUCUUCACCCCUAUUCGUGAUCCAGAUGAUUAUCGAUCGUUUCUGCAAUUAUCCUCCACUUUCUCCAGCCUUAUUGUUUCUGCUUUAUUGCAAAAUCCAGCAGCACAUGCUGCAGCAAGUUUUGCUGCUAGCUUUUGGCCGUAUGCAAAUAUGGAAACUCCAACGGAUUCUCCAACAGGUAACACCGCAAGCCAGAUUAACUCAGCUCCUAGUAUGGCAGCAAUUGCUGCUGCUACAGUAGCAGCUGCAACUGCAUGGUGGGCAGCCCAUGGACUCCUACCAGUGUGCUCUCAAUUUCAAAGCAGCUUUACCUGUGUUCCUACAUCAGCAACAUCAAUGCAAGUGGAUGCCUGUCAACCUAGAGUAGGCAAGAAUGAGGGAAUAGAAGGAAUUCAUAAUUCUCCCCAUGCUCAGCAACCCAUCCCAGACUGCUCUGAAGCUUUGCAAGAACAACAAUCAGCUUCUAAGUUGCCAGCGUCACCAUCAUCAGAGUCGGAGGAGAGUGAAGAUAGAAAGCUAAAAACUGGGUUAACAGCUACUGAUACUGAGCAAGGAGCGGCAGCCGCUGAAAUUAAUGAGCCAAACACAGAGAAGGGCAGGAAACAGGUAGAUCGUUCUUCCUGUGGAUCCAACACCCCUUCAAGUAGUGAAAUUGAGACAGAUGCUUUGGAGAAGGAUGAGAAAGAUAAAGAAGAGCCUCAAGAAUCUAAUACUAUCCUUAUAACCGGUGAAGCUGUGAAUCGGCGUGGUAGAAAUUUCAUCAGUCCAACUGAAUCUUGGAAAGAAGUCUCUGAAGAGGGGCGGAUAGCUUUCCAGGCUCUUUUCACCAGAGAAGUGUUGCCUCAAAGUUUUUCUCCUUCACUUGAACUGAAAAAUAAGGGAAAGAUCAUUCUUGAAAAGUUAAAGCAAAAGCCAGAUGAGAAAGUGCAAUGUGGAUCGCAGUUAGACCUUAAUGAUCAGGCAUCCAAUAACUUUUUCAGUCACCAAACAAUGUCAGACUACGUGUUCUUAACUGGCAACAAAGAAGAUGUUGAAAAAUGCCUACCGGUGAUGGAACUUGGACAAGUAAGGUUGAAAGCUCGCCGUAAUGGAUUUAAACCUUACAAGAGGUGCUCAUUGGAGGCAAAUGAUGGCAGGAUGACAAGUGCAAGCUGUCAGGAUGAAGAGAAAGGCUCGAAAAGACUUCGGUUGGAAGGAGAAGCUUCUACGUAGAGCACUAUCUCUCCUGUUCAUUAUCUUUUUCCCAGUUACAUUGUCUAGUUCUAAUGUACACGAAACUUGUCGUGAAGGUGUGUACCAUAUUAUUUUUAUGUUCUGUUUUAAUUGGAGUUAUAUGCAAAGGGACUUUGAAGAAUGAAGAACUUAAAUAUGGAUGUUCAACAAUCAUAGCAAAUUGAAUGGACCUUGAUUGGACCAGUUUCUCUGCAGAA
Capsicum annuum is the source of this 3163-nucleotide messenger RNA. RefSeq names its product protein LATE ELONGATED HYPOCOTYL. The transcript has 9 exons. The record is from RefSeq and is a predicted model, not a curated record. Bases 597 to 2945 code for a protein of 782 amino acids. Gene Ontology annotation, molecular function: DNA binding. Lineage: Eukaryota; Viridiplantae; Streptophyta; Magnoliopsida; Solanales; Solanaceae.